Molecule: messenger RNA, 2467 nt
Organism: Nerophis ophidion (straightnose pipefish)
Lineage: Eukaryota; Metazoa; Chordata; Actinopteri; Syngnathiformes; Syngnathidae
Gene: cap2
Product: cyclase associated actin cytoskeleton regulatory protein 2
Exons: 14
Coding region: 273-1673 (466 amino acids)
Biological process (GO): cell morphogenesis; regulation of adenylate cyclase activity; cytoskeleton organization
Cellular component (GO): cytoplasm
Molecular function (GO): adenylate cyclase binding; actin binding
Source: RefSeq, a predicted model, not a curated record
CCUAACCAGAGUAAUUACAAUCCCAACAAGAAGUCUGUCUUUAGAUCUGCUUAUUUCAGGACUUCAUUCUGCAUUUAUAUCCCGGCAGCUAAGUGGCUAGUUUACUAGCUCUUCUUUUCUCACGCACUACAACCUGCCUUUAAUCAGCUGCGUUGAGUCACGGUUCCGAAAGGGUUCUACUACGCGGCCUGACUCCUGAGUGGGACCAGGACACGCAGGGGAACAGAGUCACUGGAGCGAAGUUGUCAUUGUGGUCCUACAAGCUGCUGGCCAUGGAGCUUCUGAUGGAUCGCCUGGAGACUGCGGUGUGGCGACUGGAGCAGGUGACGGCGUCCCGGGUCCUGACUGAUGGCGACCACGUCAACGGCAUCGAUGGAGCUGUGUGCGAGGGUGCGGACGCCUUCGACGCGCUCCUCAGAGGUCCGCUGGCAGAAUACCUCAACAUCAGCCGAGCCAUCGGGAGCCAAGUGGAGAAACAUGCGGAGAUGGUCAACAAAGCCCUGGAGACUCAGAAGACCUUCCUCAAAAUGGCGUCAACACACCAGGAACCUGCGCAGAUGGAACUUCGCGACCUCCUCAAGCCCAUCUCCGACCACAUCCAGGAGAUCCAGAGCUUCAGAGAGCGAAACCGGGGCAGCGAGCUCUUCAAUCACAUGUCGGCCGUCAGCGAGAGCAUCCCCGCCCUGGGCUGGGUGGCCGUGAAGCAGAAGCCGGGUCCUUUUGUCAAGGAGAUGAACGACGCCGCCAUCUUCUACACCAACAGAGUGCUGAAGGACUACAAAGAAACUGACCGUCGCCAUGUGGACUGGGUGCGCUCUUACCUGUCCAUCUGGACUCACAUGCAGACCUUCAUCAAGCAGCAGCACCCUGUAGGACUCGUGUGGAGCAAGACUGGUCCUAUUGCUCCUCCUUCUCUCUUUGAGGCCCUCAGUGCUCCUCCUCCCCCUCCCCCUCCACCACCCCCUCCCCCGGCCUUGGGUGAAGACCCCCGGGACGUCUCCUCAGCAUCAUCUGCCCAGCACUCUGCUCUCUUCGCUCAGCUCAACCAGGGAUUGGACAUCACCAAAGGUCUGAAACACGUCCCGGACCAGCAGAAGACGCACAAGAACCCCCACCUGCGCUGCCAGGAGGCACCUGGGGGCCACGGUGCCAAAGCGGACCCCAAGAAGUCCCCCGGGAAGAGCGGCCCCCAGAAGAAGCUCCCCAUGAUGGAGCUGAAGGGCAAGAAGUGGAUGGUGGAACACUUUGAGGAGAGACCAGACCUGCUGAUCGAGGACACGGAGCUCAAACAGGUGGUCUAUGUCUUCGGCUGCAACAACUCCACUCUGCACAUUAAAGGGAAGAUCAACUCCAUCGUCAUAGAUAAGUGCCAGAAGAUGGGCGUGGUCUUUGAGAAGGUUGUGGGCAUUGUGGAGGUGAUUAAUUCCAAGGCUGUGCAGUUACAGGUGUUGGGCACAGUGCCAACCAUUUCCAUCAACAAGACAGAGGGUUGCCAGGUGUACCUGAGCCGGGAUGCCUUGCAGUGUCAUGUGGUUAGUGCCACCAGCUCAGAGAUGAACAUCCUGGUGCCACAAGGAGACGACGACUACAAAGAGUUUCCAGUUCCAGAACAGUUCCGAACCGUCUGGGAUGGAAACAAGCUGGUGACAGAACCUGCUGAGAUUGCAGCUUGACCAAGUCAUGUGACCGCCGGUGGUGCAUCAUGUGACCCCCGAUGGCGCAUCAUGUGACCACCGAUGGCGCAUCAUGUGACCACCGAUGGCGCAUCAUGUGACCACCGAUGGCGCAUCAUGUGACCACUGUUGGCGCAUCAUGUGACCACUGUUGGCGCAUCAUGUGACCACCGUUGGCGCAUCAUGUGACCACCGUUGGCGCAUCAUGUGACCACCGUUGGCGCAUCAUGUGACCACCGUUGGCGCAUCAUGUGACCACCGUUGGCGCAUCAUGUGACCACCGUUGGCGCAUCAUGUGACCACCGUUGGCGCAUCAUGUGACCACCGUUGGCGCAUCAUGUGACCACCGGUGGCGCAUCAUGUGACCACCGGUGGCGCAUCAUGUGACCACCGGUGGCGCAUCAUGUGACCACCGGUGGCGCAUCAUGUGACCACCGGUGGCUCAUCAUGUGACCACCGGUGGCUCAUCAUGUGACCACCGGUGGCACAUCAUGUGACCACCGUUGGCACAUCAUGUGACCACCGUUGGCACAUCAUGUGACCACCGAUCAAUAACAUCAUACAUAGACCGCAUUAUUUCAUGACCUUUUAUUUGGCCCUACUUUAUUAUCAUUAUUAAUAUUAUCAUCAUUUCAUUAUGGGGUAGGACAAAAAAUAAUUUAUUUCAAAAUGCAAUCAAUUAUUUUUUCCCCUCAAAAUUCUCCACAAAAUACCCCUUAAUGACAAUGUGAAUACGCUUUCUAUUUUAACAAAUGAAUCAAUUGUAUUAAUAAAAAUGUGUUAAUACUUAUUUA